GCGCUUCAUUUUGGAACUGUAUAUACACAACCGAGGCGAAGCCCCAUUUUGAGAAAGCGAAAGAUAUCCAGGGAUGGCUGGACAUGGAGUUGUUGCAGAAGAUGAAGAGAGCGUUCUUAGUGGAAGCAAAGUCAAGCCAUUUGCUACCCCAAUUGAGGAACGGAGGAAUAUGAAGGACACAGGAAGGCAUAAGCCCGCUUCCCUGACUGAGAUCUUGGGCUUGAAGGACUUCUUCUCUUUGGAGGUAUGGCGAGCAUCGUUGGCGGAGCUCGUAGGCAUGGCGGUGCUCGUGUUCGCCUUGGACACCAUAGUGAUCUCCUCCUAUGAGACCAAAACCAAAACGCCGAACCUAGUCAUGUCGUUCCUCAUCGCCAUCACCGUGGCCAUCCUCCUCCUUGCCACGUCGCCUGUCUCCGGUGGCCACAUCAACCCCGUCAUCACUUUCUCUGCCGCGCUCACCGGCCUCAUCUCCCUCUCGAGGGCCACCAUCUACAUUCUGGCCCAGUGUGGCGGCGCCGUGCUCGGAGCGCUCGCGCUUGAAGCCGUGGUCAACAGCAAGAUCGAGCAAACCUUCUCCCUUGGAGGCUGCACGCUCAACAUCGUCGUGCCCGGCCCGGAGGGGCCUGUCACAAUCGGGCUCGAGUUGGUCCAGGCCCUAUGGCUCGAGAUAAUUUGUACCUUUGUGUUCCUAUUCGCGUCGAUCUGGAUAGCCUUCGAUCAUCGCCAGGCGAAAGCCCUGGGCCGGGUUGUCAUCUUCAGCAUCAUCGGAGCAGUGGUCGGGCUCCUCGUGUUCAUCUCGACCACCGUCACCGCGACGAAAGGCUAUGCGGGAGUGGGGAUGAACCCGGCGAGGUGUUUGGGCCCGGCCCUUGUGAGAGGAGGCCAUCUUUGGAAUGGGCAUUGGGUGUUUUGGGUCGGGCCGACCAUCGCUUGUGUGGGAUUCUACCUCUACGUGAAGAUCAUUCCGACGAAGCAUUUUCAUCAUGCCGAGGGUUACAAGUAUGAUGUGUUGAACAUUUUGAAGGCUCCAUUUGCUUAAAAUGAGACAUGAUGUUCCAUGUAACUCUAGAUAAUCAGGUCUUCAAUUCCGUACACCUAAAUUAUGAAAAAAUAUGGUAACUGUGCUUAGCAUUUGGGACUACAAAUGUAUUACCCCUUAUUAGCCCUUGAAGGUGUCAAAACUAAUCAGUAAUUAAAUCA
Molecule: messenger RNA, 1200 nt
Organism: Syzygium oleosum
Lineage: Eukaryota; Viridiplantae; Streptophyta; Magnoliopsida; Myrtales; Myrtaceae
Product: aquaporin TIP4-4-like
Exons: 3
Coding region: 74-1039 (321 amino acids)
Biological process (GO): transmembrane transport
Cellular component (GO): membrane
Molecular function (GO): channel activity
Source: RefSeq, a predicted model, not a curated record